CUGACAAUGUAAUCGCGUGUCAACAUCCGGUUUUGUAAAAUUUAAUUACGGCUUUAAUACAAUGUAUUUUGUUGUAUUCCUUGACCCGUCUGGUUGUCCACGGACAACUUAAUUGAAAAAAAUCAGUUGCCCAGACAAGCAAAUGUACGACUCGGGCAACUCGAACAUUUGAUUUUGCCACCCCUGUAGAGUGAUGGAAACAGGAACUCAUGGGCACUAUAAAAGGGGUGUUGCAGGCGAUACCUAAGGAUGAGUGCACAAAAGAAAAGAAACAGGUUGUCACUGAAAAAGUCACCUGUUGCAUCAACAGCUCAGAACACUAUUGUAUCUAUGUUCAAAUGUCAGGCAGUAAAACAAAAUCAAGUACAGAAAGAUAUUAUAAUAGUAUCAGAAUCUGACAGUGAUGUUGACAGUGUUACUGGAGAAACUGAAGAGAAUGGCAACAGCAAUGGGAAAAAUUGCAACCAAUAUUUCCAAGCACCUAAAAAUAUCAAUGUUGAAAGCAACCUUGAUGUAAAGAAAGAAGCAAAUUACAGAGGUUCUCUUUCCAAGAAAAUCUCAACUGAUGCUAGGAAUGAAUGUGAAAAUAAAUUGAAUGCUUUUAAGAGUGAGAAUGGUAAAGAUGAGGAAAGUGGUGACAAUGGAAGUGAAUCUGAAUUUAAAAUAAACUUAAAAACUAUAAACUCAAGAGGAGAGGCCAACAACACAAAAGCAAAUUUGCAGCAGUCUAAUUCGGAAUCAAGAACUUACAAUUUGAGGAAACGAACAACUCGUUUGCGGGAUUCUGAUGCUGACAAUGUUGAUACAGCUGAACUUAAUGCUAAUGAAAAAUCGAAUUGCAGUGGAGAAGUCAUAAAAAUAACAAGAAAAAGAAUGAUGAAGACCUCAAGGAUACUUUCACUCAAGAAAGCAAAGAUUGAUGGCGUCAGCAUGGAAAAGAAGGAAUCUUUUGUUGGUAAAGAUCUUACUGUUGAUAAUCCAAUAGAUCUUACAAUAAGUGAUAGCCUUGAGGUUGAGGAAAUGGAAGACAUUCGAGGAAAAGGGGUUCAUAAGGAAAAGCUGAAAAGUCCAAAAAGACCGUCUAUUGGGAAUUUCCUUUUAAAGAUGAAACAAGAUAUUGAAAAGCAUGAAGUCAUAAAGUCUAAAGAUUCCAGUAAGACAAGUACAAGAACUCUUAGCAAGAAAAGAAACAGGAAUGUGAAUCUAGGUGAAGAUGAAUCCAGUAGAGACAGAAAUAAAGUAGAAAAUGCUAUGUCAAUUAAAAAUGUUGAAGGAGCCAAUCAUGAAAGUCACUUUAAGGUAUCAGAAAGUGUUAAAGCAGAUGAUGACAGUCGUGAUGUCAACAUAGUGGUUACUGAAGACAAAGAUGAUGUAGCAGGUGGUGGAAGAGUAGAGUUCCAGGUGCCAUACUAUUUGGAGAACUUCCAUACAAUCCUGGACAGUGUACUGAGUGACGUGGUGAACAGCAAGCUGUUUGAUGACCAGGACAUGGCGUACAUUGCCAGCUUCAGGAGUCUGGAUGAAGCCUCUCAGAAGCUGUAUGUCCGGCUGUUCUCACGGAAGUUAGCAUGGUUGCCUGUGUCCAGACUGGCUUAUCCAGAGAUCAGCUCAGAGCUGGGGCUACAAGUGCAGAGACUGCAGGAGGCGGGGCUUCUCAUGUCAGGAGACCACAUGACUGACCUUGGCCUAGUUCUGAAGGUCAUGUCCGCCCCCGACCUCCGGGCCCUUGCCAAGUCCCUGCACAUCCCCGCCCAGGGACUGCCAAAACCCCGUAUUGUAGAGCUGCUGAUGAAACGAGCCAAGGAGAGUUCCAUAUCCACCAUGUUCUGUGGAAAGGCAGGUUCAAACAUGGAGAAAACCAUCCUCAACAGAGCUCUCACAUACCUGGGCGAGGUAUGUCACCUAUGCAGGGAGGCGCGGGCCAUGUUCAUACGGGCCAUCAUGUUGUUCUCACUCUAUCAGACCAACUUUGACGAGGAUAGUGCAGGCGGCGGACAAAACCAGCUGUUCCAGAUGUUGAGAGUAAACAUUGGUCAGGUGAUGUACCCACGCUACACGGUGAACAGGCAGAGGGCAGUGUUUGCUGACAGAGCAGCGUUGGUCAGGUUUGAGACGGCUCUGCAGUUUGACCUUGACCUCCAGCACCUUACAGAGAAAGGGAAGUGGUCAGAUGCCCUGGAUCUGUACCAGAAAGCCAGACAGGUUGCUGAGGACGUGUGUGGGAAUAAGACCUAUGUCAAGUGGGAUGCCUCGUUGCCCCUGUUCCUGCGCUGCUACACAGCCGGCUGGGUGUACACCCGGGUCCACACCCAGGGGCUGGAGACCCUACAGAGGGCCCGGCAGUACCAGGAGGCAGUGGACCUGCUGGAACAGCUUCUGUCACAGGACGUGUAUGGAGAUCAGUACCGUGGUCUGUGGUAUGAGAGACUGGCACUCAACCUGGAGGCUCAUCUCAAGUCUCCUGAUAAGAGCCUAUAUGUGAUAUUGCGAGGGCUGUCAGACACCAGGGUCCACACCGGGCGCAGGUACGCCAUCUAUGAGAGAGCACGCAGACUGUGUGAGGCGCCCAAGUCAAAGUUUGCACACAGGAUCGCUGAAUUCCAUCAUGAACCAGUCCAACCAACACCCGAGGUAGAGAUAGAGGGGAUGGUGAUAUCAGAUGCAGGUCAGAUGGGGGUCAAGUACCAGUUUGUGUUGCAGGUAGAGAUAGAGGGGAUGGUGAUAUCAGAUGCAGGUCAGAUGGGGGUCAAGUACCAGUUUGUGAUGGCAGGGGACGCUGACUCCACCACUCUGUGUGCUGUAGAAGAACUGGUGCUGGAACACUACAAGAACAACGGAUACCCAGAAGGUCUGCAUGCAGAGGGCUCAGUGGUGACUAACCUAUUUGUGCUGCUCUUCUGGGACGUGAUGUUCGUGGAUGUGGCAGAUGUGUUCCAGGGACCCUACCAGGGGGCUCCACUGGACCUGGCCACUCAGGACUUCUACAGGAACAGGAGUCAGGUUGUGGAUGAGCGGCUAGAGUGGAUCAAAGGGGCCAGCAUCGAGGAGCUGAUUGCAGAGGUGGGAAGAGUGUGGACUGAACACAAUGGCACUAUGGUUGAAGGGAUCACAUGGGAGAAGUUCUCUGGCCCAGAUACACACCAGCACCUGGUUAGCUGCAUGGGUGGCCUUGUGAUAUCAGGUAUCCUGGGACGCUAUGUGAGAGACCCACGACACACCCGCAGUGGCUUCCCUGACCUCACACUGUGGAACACAGACACCAGGACCUUCAAGAUCUGUGAGGUGAAGGGACCCAAUGACCGCCUCUCCACCAAGCAGAUCCUCUGGAUAGACUUCCUCUUGAAACUUGGGGUGGAUGCUGAGGUCUGCUACGUGAAAGCGGUUGGAGCAAAGCGACUGAAACCUGUGACUUCCAUGAAAUGAAGUUUUGAUGUCUCCAUCGUUGUAUUCUACAUUAAUGUAAUACUAUAUGCUGGAACCAAAGGGCAUGCCACACUUUCCACAUGAUGCAAACAUAUUAGGUGCUUUUGUUAAGUUUUGUCUGUGUUUUUUACAUGUGUUGAACUCUUACAAGUCUCUCCAAGACAUGUUUUGAUAUAGUCGCAUUGUACGGGUGAUCAUGUUGUGAAGCAUUUAUAACUCUGUUUACUUUUAUUUCAUUUUCUUUACAUAUUUUCUUAGCAUAGAAAGGUUUAUUGAAGGGAAAUUCUGGCAGAUGUACUUGUAUUUGAUCGCGAUAUUAUUUGUAUUUGGGAAUCAAAUGUGUUCAUAGAAGUUUUAUUUGAUAAAAAAAUAUAUAUUAUAUCAGGUUGAUAGUUUCUAAGUUUAAAUGAUACAGUGUAAAUUGUAUUUGUUUUCAUAAACAGAUAAAUAAAUACAAAUGUGUU
This is a messenger RNA of Dreissena polymorpha, 3887 nucleotides long. RefSeq names its product fanconi-associated nuclease 1-like. NCBI's taxonomy places the organism in Eukaryota, Metazoa, Mollusca, Bivalvia, Myida, Dreissenidae. Gene Ontology annotation, cellular component: nucleus. The transcript has 16 exons. The record is from RefSeq and is a predicted model, not a curated record. Bases 250 to 3423 code for a protein of 1057 amino acids. Gene Ontology annotation, molecular function: flap-structured DNA binding; 5'-flap endonuclease activity; 5'-3' exonuclease activity. Gene Ontology annotation, biological process: interstrand cross-link repair.